Messenger RNA from Brassicogethes aeneus, 1064 nucleotides. Lineage: Eukaryota; Metazoa; Arthropoda; Insecta; Coleoptera; Nitidulidae. The record is from the annotation of a GenBank genome assembly.
AUCAUUCGAUUCGCAACACUUUGGUGCUUUGGAUACCUUCAAAUUACAACGACCUUUUAGUUAGUGAAAAUGAACUGUAAAGUGAUCUGUGUUGUGCUCUCCCUGGCCUUUGUUGCCCUUGCCGCUGCCGGGCCAGUGGUCGACGACAAAGGACAUAUCGAAAAUUCGGUACUGCCCGAGCAGAGCAGCAUUGAGGAGUCUUUACUAAAAAAACUUAACUCAAAAUGCGCAAAAAACGAUUUUAGCUCCUGCAUGAUGUUGAAACUGGUCACAUAUUUCAAUAGAAUGCUGAAAAAAUCGUCCAUCGAUUUGGGUGAAGUUCAGAUCGAGCAAACCACCCCUAACGAUAAGGUUGUGAUCGAGACGUCUAGAAGCCUCCUAGAUGCGUCUGAAGAUGCCCAAUUAAGCCAAGUUAUUGCCGACAAAAUCUUCCGUUUUGCUAGUACUAGAAGCCUUAAAUGGCAGGUGGUUGAUGGAGCUGACGUUGUAGUUUCCGGUAGCCAGGCUAAGGAUGGUGGUUUGAACAUGGGACUAUCCCUGAAACCCAGUGAGUCCUCUGAAAACGGCGAUGCCCGUAAAAAGAAGGGUAACGAUGGCAUGGGAGCAAUAAUCGCUGCUGCAGUCAUGAAGAUUGGUCUCCUGAAAGCUUUAGCAUUCAAAGCUUUAGUACUCCUCGUGGGAAAGGCGCUCUUGGUCAGCAAGCUGGCUCUUGUACUGGCUGCCGUCAUCGGUCUUAAGAAGCUCUUGCAUCAAGAGAAACACGUGACCUACGAGGUCGUAGCUCAGCCACAUCACGAGCACCACGAAGAACACCACCCAAGCGGCGGUCACGAGUCUUAUGGAGGCGGUUGGGGCAGGAACUUCGAUGCCAAGGAUGCCCAAAAGAUGGCGUACAGCGCUCAAAUUCCCCCUCAAUAAAUAGUCAAGUGAUCUACCCCUGUGGAACACCAUAUUGGUGUUUCGUUGUUUUGUAAUUUAAAUUAUUUAUUUAAUAUUUAUUUUUUGUUUUGUACAUCACUGAAAUUCUUUAUUUAUGUUUUUUUUAUAAAAAUAAUUAAAAGUUA